AUCAGGUUGAAAGGACUGUGCUUUAUUCGAAAGGUGUGUUUUCUGCCUUUGUGCAAGGACUGGAAAAUAUCGCGUCUUAAGCGGGAUAACGCCUCACAGAAUUUUGACAAGCUAACGCGUGUGCAAGGGAAAACUCGCUGAAUAAACAAGUUCAAAAAUUGGUAAACCCCGAAGACUUUAUUUUCCUGGUGAAUCUUCAAAAUCAGUAGUACCCGAACCCGUGCGUCAGCCGAAACCGGAGUUAAGAACUAUACUAUUUUUGCUAGUCUGGGCGAGAUGGUCGAAUUCCCUUCAUGGAAUAUAUCACAGUACAGACAGACUGACUAUUUCAUCCUGACGAGUUCGGAGUACCGAGUAAGAAUACAAAAACUAAGCUCCGACGGCUCGACGCAGUCCUGCAUCGAGGAAGCAGAGUGGUAUAAAAGAUGUCGGGCAUGGGUAAACAUGACUUACCUCGGUAACGACAUGGCCGGUGUUAAGAUAAUUGUCGGGAACGAGUCAAUGGGUGGGGUAUUCAGGGUGUAUCUCUAUUGCACUGGUGGUUCCGGGACCUGCAGCUCGGAUCCGUUAAUGGAAGUUCACCUUGUCAUCAGAGAUAAAGCCUUCAAAACGAACGCGAGCGCAAGUGUUGUAGACCCCACACAGAAAACAAAGAACACUAGCGCUCAGCUGAAUAGAGGAAGAGAGGCGAAAUCAUCAGUCCCAUAUACACCCACUAUCCCGACUACCCAGGGCUUACAACUACCGGAAUCGAGGUCUAAGAAAAACAGGAAUGGAGGGUUGAGCCGUAAAACAGGAGUCUCUGCUCUUCUCCAAGCCGUCCUUCUGUUUGUGAUGGCGGUACUUAUUUAAUCUCGCUCGAAGAAUACCGAGACAUGAAAUCAUGUAUUUGACGUAGUGCGUCCUGAUUUGAAAGGAUCUUGAUAGAAAAAACUGUUUUCAUCUCUUCAUUAUGAUAUUUGACGUUACUUAAACUUGAAAGUUUCCAAAAGACACAGCAAUUUUAAAGGUAAAGAAAUUAUGAAAACUUAUUUUCUUAAGCUACUAUAAACGGUAUUUAAAAGGAAAAAUUUUGAGAAACAAUUAUGAUGUAAUUAACUAAUGUGAGAUUUCAAGCAUGAUGAUAAGCUUUGAAAAAAUUUUAGAAUUAGGAAUCAAGAAAUAGAUCUCUUUUUUGAAAUAAUUUUGUUAGUGCCGUCUCUCCUGCUAAGCUAGUUGAUGUCAUUUCAAGUGUAAAGUUAUUGAAUGAAACAGUAGUUGGCAAAAACGGAUUUCCACGACAUAUUUAGAUUAAUUAGCUGCUGUUACAAACUAGAAAUAUUAAAUCGGUUUAAACGCUUGUAAAGGAAUAAAAUUGUGAUAUGUUGACUCGAGGAGAAAGUUUAGACACGAUUUCAUAGAAAUUGUUUAAGUAAUAUUGUUAUCAGUGGGGCUUAUAGAAUUAAUUUCAUUCUGAAACAGUGCUUUUGCAGGAAUCUCAGAAGAAGAAUAAAUCGAGCAUAACUUGUGGAAUAAACUGAAAUGAGAAGCACAAAAUGACUGUCUCUUCCCACUGAAAGAAAGGCAAGCCGAAAAUAUAUUGGCUCAGAAACAAAUUCAGUUACAUUUGAGAGGAAAGCUCAUUCCUAAACGUAACUCUGACUCGAAAAAUGCACUUUUAAUAGGUGAAUUUCGUAUAGUCAAUUUUAAUUUCUUUUUGCUUUGUGACCGGUCAAGUCAAUACCUCAGCACUCACCACUGUCAAUUCAUAAACUCGUCAUAUGACAACAUUUUCUAAUUAAAUAACGUGGCAUUUCACUGGAUAAGUUUCAAAAAGUAGAUAAAUGUUUAGGUUUAGACACCGGCUGAGAUUGGGAAAGUCAAAGCAAAGGGUAUCAAAGGUCUAUUGUGCGUGAUAAGUCAUUAACAGAAGAAAUAGCAGUUAGUGAUAACGAUAUAGAGAAUAAUGCAUGGGCGCGCGUUUAUAGGAAUUUCUCUUCGAGCGUUUAACACGAUAG
Molecule: messenger RNA, 1997 nt
Organism: Pocillopora verrucosa
Lineage: Eukaryota; Metazoa; Cnidaria; Anthozoa; Scleractinia; Pocilloporidae
Source: RefSeq, a predicted model, not a curated record